GAUGAGCUCUGCUGGGUAACAAAUGUGCAUUGUUAACAAGGGCCUCUAGCUCAAGGUCUGUCCCAAAGGACUGAAUUUAAGAGUGGGAAAUUUCAGGCACUGUAGCAGGCCAGUGCCUACAGGAAAAGGUACCAGGGGCAUGCAGUGCCUCUCGAGUUCAUCUGAAGCCGUUCCAUUUCUACCAUGUUAGCCACCAAUGAGCCACUCUUUUCUCAUGCAUCUGUACCUUCACCUUUUUGGUUCUAGAGCAAAGAAGAGAACAGAAACUCCUUUGCCAGUUAUGGUUCCCAGGCAGCCCCCCUUCUCUGCCUCCCUUGCUUUGGAGAAAAAGGGCUUACUGCCUCACUUGCUGUACCAUCCUGGCCAUCUGUGCCACCAGAAGUGCUGAUAGAAAAGUGAAACCCACUGAAAGAGCAAGGAAGAAGAACGGCCUUUUUGUUCUGAUUUAAUAGGUUAUUUGUCCUUGAAUCCCUAAAGAGGGCCUACAAACCAACCUCUCAGUCCUCACAAGUGCCCUCUCUGGUUGGGUACUGCGUCCAGAGAAUCGUUUUAAUAUCCAGACUGUUUCUCCAUUUCUUUUAGAUCCUAAAUAUUACUCAUUUCCAGAGCAAGAGGGAGUCCAAAGCCCUCCCAUCUUUGAGUGCACCCUUCCCGUGAACUCAAAACCAGGGGCAGUGAGAAAGACGAAGAGGCAAAGGGCUAGCUGUAGAAGAGCAGCUAGUAGCUCGCAAUGAGCCAUCAGGAUCUCCUAGGCACUUGUUAAGAAAUACACACGUCCGGAGAGGCUCAUAGAAAUCCUUAUUUAGCAAACUCGGGUAGGCGCCAGGCUUCUCUUUUUUAACAAGUGCCCAGUGGCUUCUUUUGUUGAAGAGCCCCAAACCGAGCUGUAGGCCCGGCUACAAGAGCCACUCGCAAUACAGGAGCUGCUUCCGCUUCCCAGCCGGUGAAGGGGUUAGGGUGAAGCAGAGUUAAACUCCCAACCAGAUCGCUGGUGCGCUAGUUCCCUCCCCUUAUCGAAACCCAACACUCCACAUUCCUAAACCUCUGUGGCUCUGGCCGGCUCCUCCCCUCCCGUGGACCCACCCCCGACGCACGUUCCAGCGAUCUUCGGUUGGCGGCGGGUCUGCGCAGGCUCCUGAAGGGUCGGGGGAGAGGGGGCUCGGGCGGGGGCGUGGCUCCGAUCUUUGUGGGUCUCGCGACUCCCGGCUCGCAGCCUGACUUGGGUGCCACGCCCCGAACCCGAAGCAGUUGGGAGUGUCCCUCGGUCUGCCCGCCUGCGAAGGGCUGUGGAGGCCUGGAGGUGGGUGCAGACUUGCAAGGGCCGAGCUGCAACUGUGAGGUUCUCCCCGGAAUCCCUGCCGUCUCGGAGCUGCGGGGAAGCGCGGGGCACCGGUAUCGCAGGUGUCGCUGUGGCCGUAUUUCCUGGUGGUCUUCAUGGGCACUGGGUUCCAGAGCCUGGUCCUGAGGAGGAGGAGGAGGAGGACGGCGGAGCGUAAUUGGAAGCUGGGCUUGUGAGAGGUCUGGGAGGGAGAGAAGAGUAUCGCCUCAGCGGCCGCACUGCACGCGGAUAUGUCGGGGUUUGAUAGUUCUCUUCUGGGCCCUGCGAGUCGGCUAGAGGUCGCUGCGCCGGUGAUGGAAUGCCCAGUGUCACCCAGCUUGCUCCCUGCUCCCUGAACCUCGGGAGGACCGCCGGGACGCGCCGAAGGACAGAAAUUUGGACCUAGUAAAAGGACAUCACCCCUUAGCCCCAGCUAUGGACUCCACAGCAUCAGUUCUCCCUUCUCAGGACUCCACUCUUUCUCCAGAGAGAUACCCAGGAGAAAAGGGAACAGCCAUUUUAUUCCUGAAAGCCAGGUCCCAGGACCCGAUGACCUUUGAGGAUGUGGCCGUGGAAUUCACCCAGUGGGAGUGGGAGCAGCUGGACACUGCUCAGAAGGACCUUUACCGGGAGGUGAUGCUGGAGAACUUCAAGAACCUGGCCUCCCUGGGGUUUCCAGUGUCCAAACCAUAUGUGAUCUGUCAGUUGGAAGAAGGGGAAGAGCCCUGUACAGUAGAGAGAGAAAUCUCAACAGGUGCCCACUCAGACUGGGAAAGAAGGCCUCGAGCCAAGGAGUCAAUGCCAAGUCAGGGGAUUUCCAAAGAAAAAUUAUUCCUGGUAGCAUCUGUGGAAAAACACAUUAGAGAUGAACUUUGGUUUUCCAAACUGGAAGCAGCUUGGGGUUGUGAUAACCAGUUAGAAAUGCAUCCACAAAAACAGGAGAGACCUGUGAAAGAAAUGUCAUCUUCUCACAAAUUUACUACCAGCCUUAGGAAAGAUCAUGAAUGGAGUGAAUUUGGGACAAGUUUUGGCUUAAAAUCAGUCCUUGUUAGCCAACACAGUGUUCUCAUGGGACAAGAAUUCAAAAAAUGUGAUACGGAAUUGAGCCAGACUUCAGGGAGAAAUAACUCUCUGAGAACCCAUUCUGGGAAGAAAUCUUGUAAAUGCAGUGAAUGUGGGAAGUUGUUCCAUUUCCAGUCAGAACUUAGGCGCCAUCAGAGAUGUCACACUGGAGAAAAGCCCUAUGAGUGCAGUGAAUGUGGAAGAGCCUUUGGUCAUAUUUCAUCCCUUAUUAAACAUCAGAGAACUCAUACUGGAGAAAAGCCCUAUGAAUGCAGCGAAUGUGGCAGAGCCUUCAGCCAGAGUUCAUCUCUUGUUCUACAUUAUAGAUUCCAUACUGGAGAGAAACCCUACAAAUGCAAUGAAUGUGGGAGGGCCUUUGGUCAUACAUCAUCCCUUAUUAAACAUCAGAGAACUCAUACUGGAGAAAAACCCUAUGAAUGCAAGGAAUGUGGGAGAACCUUCAGCCAGAGUUCCUCUCUCAUUGUACAUUAUAGAUUUCAUACUGGAGAGAAGCCCUACAAAUGUAAUAGAUGUGGGAGAGCCUUCAGCCAGAGUUCAUCUCUCACUCAACAUUAUAGAUUUCAUACUGGAGAGAAACCCUACAAAUGUAAUGAAUGUGGAAGAGCCUUUGCUCACACUGCAUCCCUUAUUAAACAUCAGAAAAGUCAUGCUGGGAAAAAAACCCUAUGAAUUCAGCCAAUGUGGGAAGACUCAGCUGGAGUACACACACCACUAAACCUCAGAGGAUAUAGAAGAAAGAGAUCCUAUGAGUGUAACGUAUAUGGGAAGACUUCAGGUCAGAGGAUACAUCUUGUUCAAUAUCAGACAGGACAUACUAAACAGAAGCUAUCUAUUAAUAUCAAGAAAGGGAGUGGGCCUCCAGGCAUACCUCCUCCUUUAUCAAACACCAGAGAAUUCAAACUAAUAAGAAAACAAUGAGUGUAAUGGAUUUGGAAAGGCUUUAGUUAGAGGACACACAUUAUUCAACAUCAGACAGUUUAUGAUGGGGAUAAGCCUUUUCAAUGGAAUGCAUAUAGAACAGCCUUUAGACACAUAUUUUUCCUAAUAAAACAAACUGAAAAACUCAACAACUCAUACUGGAGAGAAACUGCUCAAAUGCGGUAAAAAACAUCAGUAAAACUUACUAAGCAUCAGGAACACAUACUAUAGAGAAUCCCUAAGAAGGAGUAAAUGUGGGAAGGUAUUCAGAGUAUAUCCCUUACUAAGCAUCAGAAAAUUCUACCUUGAGAAAAAAAUCUGUGGAUACAGUGAAUGUGAAAAAGCCUCCAGCCAAAUCUCUUCCCCUUAUAAACACCAGCAAAUUCACCUCACUGGUUAGAAACCUUGGGCAUGUAAUGCACAUGGGCAAGCUGAUGUGGAUAUUCCACCCUUUUUUGCACAUCAGAGCAUUUGUAUUAGUCACAGUUUGAAUUUAGUGAGUUUGGGAAAACCUACUAGCCAGAUGCCAGAACUGUACAAUAUGUUGAAUUCCACUAGUAAUAAUGUGUGUCUUCUAACUAAAGCCUUUCGAAAUCGCAAACCCUCAGCAUACAUUAAGGCAUCAGCCAAAAGAUAAACCCUGGGAGCUUAAUGAAUGUGAAGAUAGUUCCUUCAGACUGGAGAUUAACAACAUAGAAGUGAGAGGAAGCUGAGCAACCUAAUCUGGUGAUUUUCUACCUGGUGGGGGCUGUUUUUAUAACCACUUUUGCUCUGCCUCCCCAUCCUGUUGCUGGUGAGGGUGGGGUUGUGUGGAUGAAGGGAAUGGAGGCAGAGGAAGGUGAAGCCAUCAGUGAUCUGGCCCAGCCAUAUUUUACAGCUAAGGGAACUGACCUUCAGAAAAUGCCAAGCUCCAGCCUACAUACCUAACUGCACUGGACUUCUUGCCUCCUGGUUCACAGCUGUAGCUUAAGGAUUGAGAGACUGAAGGUCUUCCCUAUACAGAACCUCCAUGCACUAGUUUCUUUGUAGUACAUGUUACCUUUAUGAGGCAGUGGAGUAGUAUUUUAAAGUUUGACCAAAAAAGCAAUUUUAGAGAUCUUUAUGCUACUAGAUUUGGAAUUUUUUGAAAUAAACACUUAAAUCACUAAAAUAUGGGUAUUGUUAAAAUCAAAACCUCAAAAACAUUAUCCUAAGUGAGAGCAGCCAGAUGCCAGGGAUCACAUAUUGAAUGUUCCCUUUGUAUGAAAUGGCCAGAAAACACAAAUCUUCAGAGACAAAGUAGAUUAGUGGUUGCCUGCGGCUGGGAGUGGCAAUUGGGAGUGACUGCAAAUAUUCCAAGGAAUCUUAUUGGUGUGGUGGGAAUGUCCUAAAACUGGACUAUGGUGAUGGCUGAACAAUUGGUAAAUUAAUAAAAGUCAUUGAAGUGUUCCUAGAAA
Molecule: messenger RNA, 4755 nt
Organism: Sus scrofa (pig)
Lineage: Eukaryota; Metazoa; Chordata; Mammalia; Artiodactyla; Suidae
Gene: ZNF514
Product: zinc finger protein 514
Biological process (GO): regulation of transcription by RNA polymerase II
Cellular component (GO): nucleus
Molecular function (GO): DNA-binding transcription factor activity, RNA polymerase II-specific; RNA polymerase II cis-regulatory region sequence-specific DNA binding
Source: RefSeq, a predicted model, not a curated record